AUGAUAACUUUAGCUGAUUUUUAUCAUGUUAUGACUGUUGUUGUGCCACUUUAUGUGGCUAUGAUAUUAGCUUUUGGUUGUGUUAAAUGGUGGAAAAUUUUCUCACCAGACCAGUGUUCUGGAAUUAACAGAUUUGUAGCACUUUUUGCUGUUCCACUUUUGUCCUUCCAUUUUAUUGCUGUUAAUAAUCCAUACAACAUGAACUUAAGGUUCAUUGCUGCUGACACUACGCAGAAACUUAUUGUUCUUGGGGCUCUUGCUGUGUGUGCUAAUUUAAGCAAAAGGGGUAGUUUAGAAUGGAGUAUAACACUCUUUUCUUUAUCAACUCUUCCAAAUACUUUAGUUAUGGGUGUUCCUUUGUUAAAGGGAAUGUAUGGUGAUUUCUCUGGGAGUUUGAUGGUGCAAAUAGUUGUGCUACAGUGUAUUAUUUGGUACACUUUGAUGCUUUUUUGUUUUGAGUUUAGAGGUGCAAGAAUGCUUAUUUCUGAGCAAAUUCCAGAUACUGCUGGAUCAAAACUGGACAGGCCUAGAUAG
Molecule: messenger RNA, 534 nt
Organism: Lycium barbarum (goji berry)
Lineage: Eukaryota; Viridiplantae; Streptophyta; Magnoliopsida; Solanales; Solanaceae
Product: probable auxin efflux carrier component 1c
Exons: 1
Coding region: 1-534 (177 amino acids)
Biological process (GO): auxin polar transport; auxin export across the plasma membrane
Cellular component (GO): endoplasmic reticulum; plasma membrane
Molecular function (GO): auxin efflux transmembrane transporter activity
Source: RefSeq, a predicted model, not a curated record